GCUCCUGCUAGUCGGUCUCACGUUGCUGCAAUACGCCGCCGGGAGGCCCGCAGCUGAAGCACUCUCCUGCCACACACCGCGGCCGCAUCAAGGACGCCCCGAGAGCCGGCCAGCUGUCUCUCACUCUCUCGCUCACUUCCCCCCCACCCACGCGACACGGUCAGCCGGGCUGCCCCAUGAAGGCCUGCGGCCGCUGUGUGGGCGCGGUGGCCCUGACGGUGGUCCUGGUGGUGGCCCUGGCGCUGGGGGCGGCGGAGGCGGCGCGCGGGGGCGGCGGCGGCCGGGGGCGAGCAGGCGGCCGCGGGGGCAGGCGCACCUACGGGUCGCGCAUCCUGGCCGGCAUCGUGCAGACUCACAGCCCCUACUACGACCACAAAGACGGAGCACGCAUCGUGAAGGCGUCGCACUUUGAGCUGGACUACAUGCUCGGCCGCAAGAUCUCCUUCUUCUGCAUGGCCCAGGGCUUCCCCCGGCCACACAUUACCUGGUUCAAGGACGGUAUCGAGCUCUUCGGCCACAAGUACUUCCAGGUGCACGAGUGGCCCACAGGAAACGACACGAUGAAGUCCAAGAUGGAGAUCGACCCGGCGACGCAGAAGGACGCCGGCUACUACGAGUGCCAGGCGGACAACCAGUACUCGGUGGACAGGAGGGGCUUCCGCACCGACUACGUCAUCUACACCUACUAGCCUGCGCGGCUGGCAGCGGUGGGCGCCGCCCCCUGGGGGCGUGGCCGGGCCCGCACACCUGCGCUGCCCCGCCCGCCAGGCAAUGCGCUGCUGUGCACAGGCGCCACUCACCCGCUCAACUACGACUCUCGCUGUUUCGCAGAAGUCUCAAGCCGUGUGUGCCGCACGUUGGACGACCAGCCUCAAACUGGAGACUCUAUCAGAAAACGACAGAGAGACACACGCGCGGGAAAUGAACAGCUAUUAACUUCGAAGAGGGGCGGUUAAUUACUGCGGAAGUAAAUGUAUAUGUGUACAGUUGUAAUUUAUAUGUAAAUAGGAGAAAUAAAAACACUCAGUUAAAAAGAA
This is a messenger RNA of Schistocerca gregaria, 1037 nucleotides long. RefSeq names its product immunoglobulin domain-containing protein oig-4-like. The record is from RefSeq and is a predicted model, not a curated record. Bases 177 to 689 code for a protein of 170 amino acids. Lineage: Eukaryota; Metazoa; Arthropoda; Insecta; Orthoptera; Acrididae. The transcript is spliced from 4 exons.